AAAAUGAUAAUGCCUUCUAGAAAACUUAUCAGAGCCAUCACAGUCCAACAAAAUAAAUUAUUUAAAUAAAUAUUUUAAACAAAAGUUUAGUAACAAAAUCAUAAAUAAUAUUAAUUUUCUUUCACUUAUUAAUGUAAGAACAGUAAAAAGUAUGCUUAAGUUUAGAUUGCCAGAAGUAAUUGAAUCAAAUUGUAGAAGAAGAGAAGAUUCAAAAACAAUUAUAGGAAGUCACAAUGGAAAACAAAGAUAAAUAGUUAUAAUCUUUAGAGAAUCAGCAACUUAAGUAAACUUAAAUUCAAACAUAAUAAUAAAUCAUUCAACAAUCUCAUUAAUUAAUACAAAAACCAUUUUUUUAUCAAUUAAUAUAGAAUAAUUCAAUUAAAUAAGACAGUAAAUGUUAUCAAUAGCAAUUAAUAAGGAUUGUUCAAUUUUAAUAGCUGGGUGUAAAAAAGAAAUUAAAGUAUUUGAAUGGAAAUAAGAAGUUUUAAAACAAACUCAACUUCUCAGUGAACAUUAAGGUGAUGUAUUUACUUUAAAUUUUAUGAAAAAAUCUAAUCACUUUAUUUCUGGAAGUGAGGAUUAAUCAAUUAUCAUAUGGUCUGUGAAUCAAAGCAAUAAAUGGAUUUGCUAAUAGAGAUUAAAUUAACAUAACGGUUGGAUAUAUUGUUUAGUAUUGAAUAAUAAUGAAGAUUUGAUCAUUUCAGGUAGUAGAGAUUGUGCAAUUAAAUUCUGGACUAAAUAGAAUCAAUGGCUAUGCGAAUAAACUAUCACAGAUCAUACAAAUUAUGUAUUAGGAUUAAGUUUAAAUUAACAAUAGAAUAAAUUGAUUUCAUGCGGAUAUGAUGCAUUAAUAUUAAUAAUAGUACAAUCAUAAUAGGAUUCUAAAUGGAUUGUAAUUUAGAAGAUAAAUAUUGAAACAUUUGUUAGUCGAAUAUGCUUUAUUAAUGAUAAUGUAUUCAUUUUUUAACCAGAUGAAAUAGAAUAAAUGUAUGUUUAUGAAAUAAACAAUACAAAUAAAUAGUAUUUAAAGACACAAGAUAUUUUUGUUAAGGGUGGUAGUAGUGAUAGCUUGUUAUUUUCUUUAUAAUUUAUAAAAUCAAAAUGCCUGCUUGUAAAUAGGAAUGACAAAUAUGUGAAUUUGAUAAGGGCAAAGGAAAAUGGAGAGUAUUAAAUUGAAUAAGUAAUUGAAUUUGGACAUAUUAAUUUAUUUGGAUGUAUGAGUGAUGAUGGGGAGUAUUUGAUAACUUGGGAUUAGGGUUCAAAAGAAAUUCAGAUAAGAAAUUACAAUGAAAUAUGAAAUAAAACACG
Paramecium sonneborni is the source of this 1308-nucleotide messenger RNA. NCBI's taxonomy places the organism in Eukaryota, Ciliophora, Oligohymenophorea, Peniculida, Parameciidae. The record is from the annotation of a GenBank genome assembly.